Molecule: messenger RNA, 568 nt
Organism: Tachyglossus aculeatus (Australian echidna)
Lineage: Eukaryota; Metazoa; Chordata; Mammalia; Monotremata; Tachyglossidae
Gene: FXYD5
Product: FXYD domain containing ion transport regulator 5
Exons: 6
Coding region: 102-464 (120 amino acids)
Biological process (GO): regulation of sodium ion transmembrane transporter activity
Cellular component (GO): membrane
Molecular function (GO): sodium channel regulator activity
Source: RefSeq, a predicted model, not a curated record
GGAAAUGACCGUUUCUGUGACUAAGACUGGUCCCCCCCCCCACUCCCUGCUCCCCGCUCUGCCCGUCCCUUGCAGGCUCCGGACGGACCCUCAGCUCCGAGAUGGCCCCGCCGCAGCGGCUCAUCCCACUCCACCUGCUCCUCCUGCUCCUGUGCCUGGGGUCGGGCCUGGCCCUCUCCACACCCGCUCCGGAUCUUAAGUAUGACACGACUCAAGCCCCAACCGCAAAGGCCACAACAUGGGCAGGGCAAGGCCCCGUAACAUUCACCCCCUCUCUCGCGGGCACCGACACUGACACAGAUGACCCUUUCCACUACGAUGUGCAGACGCUCAGGAUGUGGGGGCUGGUGGCCGCAGCGGUGCUGUUCAUCACAGGAAUCCUCAUCCUCACCAGUGAUCGCUGCCCGAGGGGGUCCCUGUGCCGCCGACAGCAUCAAAGUGCCUACAGAGUCGCCCAUGAGUGACGACCCUGCGGCCGGCCAACGUCGGGACGGAGCCCACUCCCCACUUUCCGGCCCCAUCUCCCACCUCCACUCGUUUCAGCCAAAAUUAAAGUGUCCAAAACCGA